Messenger RNA from Homarus americanus (American lobster), 4182 nucleotides. Its product is annotated as nuclear pore glycoprotein p62-like. Gene Ontology annotation, biological process: RNA export from nucleus; protein import into nucleus. The record is from RefSeq and is a predicted model, not a curated record. Lineage: Eukaryota; Metazoa; Arthropoda; Malacostraca; Decapoda; Nephropidae. The coding region runs from base 79 to 1572 and encodes 497 amino acids. Gene Ontology annotation, cellular component: nuclear pore; nuclear pore central transport channel. Gene Ontology annotation, molecular function: phospholipid binding; structural constituent of nuclear pore. The transcript is spliced from 9 exons.
GUAACCUGGUUAUAACAUUGUGUGUUGUUGGUUUAAAGGUUGAGACGUCAGGCGAGUUUGGGAGCUUCAUCACACAGGAUGUCUUUCAACUUUACAGGAAGUGGUGUUACUGGCGGCUUCAGUUUUCCAACGACAACAACAGCAGCUGCCAGUAGUGGUUUCAACUUUGGUUCUGCAACCACAUCUACUGCUGCUGGCACAACGAGCUACAGUUUUGCUCCCCCUGCUGCGUCACAGCCUACUUCUAGUACAACUCCGUUCAGCUUUGGCACCAACACUGCUGGCUUUGGAACAUCUAGCGGAGGGUUUAGUUUUACUGGUCCUCCAGCCAUUAGUGCACCGAGUAGUGUCCUUGGGUCUGUUGCCAGUACAGCUCCCCCGACUGCAGUAGGAAGCACCUUUAAUUUCACUGCGCCACCAACCUCCUCGGCUGUUACUGGUGGAUUUUCUCUUACUGGUUCCACUCCUGCACCAGCUACAAACUUAUCUCUGGGAGGAUCCACUGCUUCACCAUUUAGUUUUCAACAUAAACCAUUGGGAACAGUAACAACUGAGGUGGCUAAGACAUCAGCUCCCACUCUUAAUACAUUCCCAACUGUAACACCUUCAACGGGCAAUACAAUUCUGGGAGCAGCUACCACCACCAUUGCACCUGUAGCACCCACUGGAUUGUCUUCACUUUUCCCGACUCAGACUCAGACGACCACUCUAGCUCCCACUACUUCAGUAUUAGGACAAGCUUUGGGUGCUCCUCCGAUUAUCUCUACUUCCCUGCCUGUGCCUGCCACUGGUGGAUUGUUCAGUAAUAUUUCUUCUGCAUCAACAACAAUUGUAACGCCAGCAGCACAGACUCUUGCCACUACUGCAGCAAGUUUGUUAGGUCCAACACCUGCAGGUGGUACAAUAGCACCUACCAUUUCCCUGCCAGUUGCUGCUACAACUGCACUUGCGACCCUCACAACUGCAACCAGCACAAGCAGUGCUGCAAGUGCUACAACAGCUGUUGGAACUGCACCCACAUUGAGUGUUGCAGGUUUAGAAGAAAAGGUCAAUAAAUGGGUGUCAGAAUUAAGAGAACAAGAGGAGAGGUUGAUGAGGCAAGCUGCCCAUGUUAAUUCCUGGGACCAGCUGCUCCAGCAAGGUCAUGACCAGGUCCAGCAACUGCGGGACACCCUUAACAAGGUCAAGACUGACCAGACAAAACUCCAGGCAGAAUUGGACUUUAUUCAGGGACAGCAACAAGAAUUAGAGCAAUUGAUUGAACCUCUGGAGACUGCUGCUGCUACCACUACUCCCGCGCAACAUCAGGGAGAUCGCCAACGAGAAAACAUGCACCACAUUGCCCAGAAUCUUGAUUCUCAGCUACGCCAAAUGACCGACGACUUGUGCAAAAUUAUCGAGCACUUGAACACAAACAACUCUGGGUCGCAGGCCUCUGAUCCAGUAAAUACUGUAGCUCGUGUUCUGUCUGCUCACAUGGACACAUUAAAGUGGGUGGACCAAAAUGCAGCAUUACUCACUCAGAAGAUUGAUGAUGUGUCUCGCUCAGCAGAAUCUAAAAGCAGAAUUUAGGAUUCAUUCAUUUGAGAUAUUAUGAAAUUGUAUGCAUAGUUAAAUGAAAAGCAUAUAUAAAAUGCAUAAAAAAGGAAGUACAUUAUAUGUAUAGUGGUGUAAGAUGGCUCCUUAUUUGUUCCUGGUCUAAGUUAUAUUGUGAGUAAUUUAGAUUGUAUAUAUGUAUCUCAUUGGAUAGGAGUACUGUAAAGGUUUAGGAUUGUUAUGAGAACAUCUGAAAUGUAUUUGUUUGCACAACUUUUUUAUGGUGAAUAAAUUAUUAAAAUUAUAUUCCCAUAAGAUCAAUUUCAAGUAUAAGAAAAACAGCACCAACAAUAUGACCUAGUUUUAUAUGCAUUUUACGGCUGCUUAUUACAGCAUCUAUGUCACAUGUGUUUACCAACAAUUCCAGGAGGAAGGUGACUCAAUUCAUAGUGGAAUUUUAUUUAAUAAUUCAGUAUUAUAUCUUUGUAUGAUCAGCAUCUUAUGGUGUAUGACUCAUCAUAAUUAAUAUAACAUCUUCAAUACAGGUAUCCCUCACUAUAUGAACGUUUGAGAUGUGAAAAUUAGUUUAUAUGGAUUUCCUAAAUUAUCACCUUUUUUUUUUGUAUUAUGGAAGUUUCCCUCACUCAUAUGAAUUUGGGUUUCGACAAAAAUUCAAGUCACGCACCCCCGAGAGUCAGCUGGGGCAGCAUACCACCCCCUAGUGCUCUACCUACCAGGCUGAGGUAGGAGUUAUGUAAUGGUUAUUUUUCAACUCAUAAUUUCAGGUAUACUGUAUAAACAUAACUUUCUUCAUUCUUUUUUUUAUUUUGUUACAUGCACACACAAUCCUGCAUACUGAAUGUGGAAAAAAUAAAUAUGAAGUCAAAAACAUAAAGGGGAAUAAACAUUUCUUUGUGCACCAGUGAGAGUUAGCAGAUUGAGUUGGAUGGGAGUUAUGUUAUGAUUAUUUUUCAACUCAGUUUUUGAUAGAUAAACUUAGAUAAACUUUCUUCAUUUCAUUUUUUUUUUUUUUUUUUUUUUUUUUUUAAAUAUUCAUACACAAUCCUACACACAUAAUGUGCCAAAAUAAUGUAAAAUAAAUAACUGUCAUUAGGUCAAAAACAAAAAGGGAAUAAACAUUUUUUGUGUGCAAGAGUGGGAGGGGAAGCGUUGGAUUGGCAGAGGUAGCCGAGCUGCGUUGCUAUGGCCAUUUCUUGAAGCGGCCAGCGUGUACGCAAAUGCUACCGCUGGAGACUGUAUUAAACUUUGAUUUAACUUUUCCUUCAAAUUUUAGCUGCAUAUUUUCAUCUAGAUAGUAUUUUAUUAAUGUAUUCAGUGUUUUUGGGAGUAAAUUACGGUACAGUAGUUGUGUACUGUUUAUCAUUAGUUAGGUACCGGUAGGUUUUUUCUUGCUUGUGAACGAUUUUGUGUUUUGGGCUAUGAUAUUGGGGUAUUUUUGUCAUUGGAGAACCAAACCCAAUUUUCCCCAUAUGUUCUGUUAUUCGAAAUACGAAAAUUCACUUAAAUGUUUUUUAGUCUAACCCAUCCAUAUAUCGAGGGAUACCAAUAGAAAAAUACAAUAUAUAUAAUUUGUAACUUGACUUGAAAAUAAAAGGAUAAGCUGUAUCAGAAGGUAUUCAAUCAGGAUGCAUUCCUGGAAAGACAGCUUUCAGAAUGGGUCAUUAUAACAUAUGUAUUGUACAGUACAGUAUUUGAUAUGGAGAUGCUGCUUUGGUACAUUCCUAAAAACAAGAUUUAUUACCUUUGAGUGAUAAAUGAUGGCCCGAUUUGGCUACUUGUGCACUUAGACAACUGAUUUAUGAAUAAACCAGAGACUAUACAGAUGCAUAACAUAUUACAACAUUAUUUAGUAAGUCCUGAUAAAUACAAUACAGCAUUUUUUACUAUGUGCUGAAGACUGAAUGUGUGGUAAGCAUGAGAGAUGGAGAGCACUGUUAACAUGGUGAGGGAGGGCAGGAUGAUCAGCUGGGUGUUUGUGCUUUGUAAACAAAAGACCAGGAAUUUAAUACUGUACGAUGCAAUGACUCGUCUGGGGUUGAGUGUGGGAGUUUUUUUUUGGGGGGGGGGGAAUUUAUAAUUUUAUGAUAAUGUUAUAUCAACCCGACACCAAACAAACCUAAUGAUAUGGGAAUUAUGGUGAAAUUGAUUAAAGACAUGUUAUAAGGAUCCUGGGGGAGGGAGCCACCCACCUUCAUUACCUCCCACAUGCUGCUCCUAGUUACACUCUUAUCUCCCAGUCUUUUCUCUAUUCAUAAGGCACACGAGCACAUUGAAUCAACUUUCCUGCAAAUUCUGUGUUUACCAGAACUAACUUACACAACACUUUACAGUACAAAACAGUCAUAUCAUUGGAAACAGUUGUCGACAACCAGACUUAUUGUAUAUACAGUAGUGAUAUAAACGACCUUUGAAGCUUAAAAAACUUCCCUAAAAUUAAGGGUCGUCUUAUUUGCGAAGUAUAAAAUGUGAACCUUUAAAAAUACAACAGCAGGCAUGGUGAGAGCAUUGCUUAACACUCGCUCAGCACCAUCAGUAACUCCCAAACUCUCACAAAAAAUAUAUCCUAGUGGAACUUAUGUUUGGUAAACUUUAAUAGCAGAGAUUAAUAAUAAAAUAAUAAAAAUA